GAAAUCCUCGAAAACCCAUUAUCCGGUAGCUGCUUCCAACGCCGCACUUGAUGACAACGAGCUUCUAAGACGUGUCUUGCAGCUCAGCCAAAACGGUGCAUCAUUUGGAAUCCAGAGGAUUAAUUUUGCCGGUUUUGAUUGUUGGGUUUGGGGAAUUCUGCCUUAGCAGACUGCCUUCAAAAUGGCUAUGCAACUUGAUCUAUCGCAAGCUUCGGUAAUGAAAGAUGAGCAGGGACGGCCUUUCAUCGUUGUGCGAGAUCAAGGAAAGAAGAAGAGACAGCACGGUACCGACGCUGUGAAGUCACAUAUCGUUGCUGCCAAAACCGUUGCGAAUAUCGUCAAGACAUCUUUGGGUCCCCGAGGUCUCGACAAAAUUCUCAUUUCUCCAGACGGUGAUAUCACAGUCACAAACGAUGGAGCUACGAUUUUAUCACAGAUGGAAAUCUCAAACAACGUCGCUAAACUUCUUGUUGAAUUGUCAAAGUCCCAGGAUGAUGAGAUUGGAGAUGGAACAACCGGUGUGGUCGUACUAGCGGCUUCGCUGCUGGAGCAAGCGUCCGAACUAAUCGAUAAGGGAAUUCAUCCUAUCCGAAUUGCCGAUGGUUACGACCAGGCUUGUGAGAUUGCUAUUGCUGAACUGGACAAGAUCAGCGACGAGAUCUCAUUCUCGAGGGGUGACACAGAAAAUCUGACCAGAGUUGCAAAGACAAGUUUGGGCAGCAAAAUCGUCUCUAAAUCUCAUGACCAGUUCGCCAACAUCGCCGUCGAUGCUGUCCUUUCGGUCGCCGAUCUCGAUCGUAAGGAUGUAGACUUUGAGCUCAUUAAAGUUGAUGGCAAGGUUGGCGGUGCCCUCGAGGAUUCGAUUUUAGUGAAGGGUGUCAUUGUCGAUAAGGAUUUUUCACACCCUCAAAUGCCUUCAGUAGUUCGUGAUGCGAAGCUGGCAAUCCUCACAUGUCCAUUCGAGCCUCCCAAGCCGAAAACGAAGCACAAGCUUGAUAUCACAUCUGUGGAGGAGUUCAAACGGUUACAAUCGUACGAGAAAGACAAAUUCACAGAAAUGAUUCAGCAGCUGAAGGAUUCCGGGGCCAAUCUCGUCAUUUGCCAGUGGGGUUUCGAUGAUGAGGCCAACCAUCUUCUUCUACAGAACAAACUGCCAGCCGUUCGAUGGGUCGGUGGCCCCGAAAUUGAACUCAUUGCUAUUGCGACAAAUGGGCGGAUUGUUCCACGUUUCGAGGACUUGAGCGAAGCCAAACUUGGCACGGCUGGGUUAGUCCGAGAGCUAACCUUUGGUACAACUCGAGAGAAAAUGCUUGUCAUUGAAGAGUGCGCCAACAGCCGUGCCGUCACAGUCUUUGUGCGCGGUAGUAACAAGAUGAUUAUUGACGAGGCCAAACGAUCACUACACGACGCAUUGUGCGUUGUUCGUAACCUGGUCAGAGAUAACCGCGUCGUAUAUGGCGGUGGUGCUGCUGAAAUCGCAUGCUCCAUUGCCGUUGAAGAUGCUGCUGUCAAAAGCCCUGGAAUUGAGCAAUAUGCUAUGCGCGCCUUUGCCGAUGCUCUCGAUGCGGUGCCAUUGACGCUUGCUGAGAACUCGGGUCUGAACCCGAUCGAGACACUUGCGUCUAUCAAGUCACGACAAGUCAAGGAGAAGAACAGUCGGCUUGGUGUUGACUGCAUGUUGACAGGCAACAACGAUAUGAGAGAGCAUUUUGUUAUUGAUCCUCUUAUUGGCAAGCGCCAGCAAUUGUUACUUGCAACACAAUUGUGCCGCAUGGUUCUGAAGAUCAACAACGUGAUCAUCGCCGGUGACGACGAGAACGAAUUCUAAAUAGACUGCUAAUAUGUACACCAGUUGUGCGAAGGUAAAGGAUGGGGUUGUUUCUUACGGCGUCAGGCCAAAUAAAAAGCCAUUAUUCUACCAUAUACAGAUUCUAUGGACAUAAUGAACUAUCCGUUGAUGUGGUUAGAGAUAAAAGGAAGCUUCGAAAUGAAAUUAGUUACCAGACUAAAGCGUUUUCUUAGGAUGU
Talaromyces proteolyticus is the source of this 2027-nucleotide messenger RNA. RefSeq names its product putative t-complex protein 1 epsilon subunit. Gene Ontology annotation, cellular component: chaperonin-containing T-complex. Gene Ontology annotation, biological process: protein folding. NCBI's taxonomy places the organism in Eukaryota, Fungi, Ascomycota, Eurotiomycetes, Eurotiales, Trichocomaceae. Bases 182 to 1828 code for a protein of 548 amino acids. The record is from RefSeq and is a predicted model, not a curated record. Gene Ontology annotation, molecular function: ATP hydrolysis activity; ATP-dependent protein folding chaperone; ATP binding. The transcript is spliced from 11 exons.